Molecule: messenger RNA, 1331 nt
Organism: Phascolarctos cinereus (koala)
Lineage: Eukaryota; Metazoa; Chordata; Mammalia; Diprotodontia; Phascolarctidae
Gene: DHRS7
Product: dehydrogenase/reductase 7
Molecular function (GO): oxidoreductase activity
Source: RefSeq, a predicted model, not a curated record
AAAUCUUUAUAGAGUCCUGGCCUGGCUCGGAGUGUUUGCCGGGCCACCCAGCUUUCCAAGCAGCGCCGGUGCUGAGUCCCGGGGAUAAGGCGACAACCCCGAAAAGAGGAAGGCCAGCGCCCAGGAGAAGAGGGCUUCCCGCGGUUACCUUUUCUUGGGAGUACAGCCUGGCUCAGCGAGAUGAGCUGGGAUCUCCUGUGGUCCCUGCUGCUGGCCUGUGCGCUCGUGUACUUAGGGGUGCAGCUGAUCCGUUUCGUGCGGGCAGACGGCGACCUGACUCUGCUCUGGGCAGAAUGGCAGGGACGCCGGCCAGAAUGGGAGUUACCUGAUUUGGUGGCUUGGGUGACAGGAGCCUCAAGCGGCAUUGGUGAAGAGCUUGCCUACCAGUUGUCUAAAUUGGGAACGUCCCUUGUGCUGUCAUCAAGAAACGCAGAUAAACUAGAAAGGGUGAAAAAUAAAUGUCUUGAAAUUAGCAACUUGAAAGAAAAGGACAUCCUUGUUUUACCCCUUGAUUUGACUGACAGAAGUUCUCAUGAAGCAGCAACAAAAAAAGUUCUCCAAUAUUUUGGUCAAAUUGACAUUCUGGUAAACAAUGGUGGAAGAAGUCAACGUUCUUUGUUUGAGGAAACAAACCUGGAUGUUUAUAAAGAGAUAAUGGACAUUAACUUUAUGGGCACUGUCUCCUUAACAAAAUGUGUUUUGCCUCAUAUGAUUGAAAGGAAGCAAGGGAAGAUUGUUACAACAUCCAGUUUAAUGGGCCUUGGAGGAGUUGCUCUGGUCUCAGGCUACGCCGCUACCAAACACGCACUUCACGGGUUUUUUAAUAGCCUCCGAAGUGAACUUGCAGUAUAUCCGGAGAUAACAGUUAUGCUCAUUUGUCCUGGACCUGUACAGUCUAACAUUGUAGAAAAUGCCUUUUGUGAAGAAGUCUCAAAGAAAGUAGAGAACACAGGAAAUCAGGACUAUAAGAUGGCAACCAGUCGCUGUGUUCGGUUGAUGCUGGUAUCCAUGGCCAAUGAUCUAAAAGAAGCCUGGAUUUCUGAACAGCCAUAUCUAUCAUUUUGCUAUAUCUGGCAGUAUGCCCCAACCUGGGCCUGGUGGCUAACGAACAAGCUGGGAUACAGAAGAAUUGAAAAUUUUAAGAGUGGACUGGAUGCCGAUUCCUCUUAUUUCAGACCAUUGGAGAAAAAAUCAAACUGAAAGAAUACCAGCAUUUUUCUUCUCAUUGUAAUUGAAGAAAUGGAAAAAUGAAAUGCUUUAAAUGCAGUUUAUAUUUCUAUAACAAUUCAUAAAACAAAUCAUAAAUGCUGCAAUAAAGAUCUUAAACAUUA